Lymnaea stagnalis (great pond snail) is the source of this 1159-nucleotide messenger RNA. The record is from the annotation of a GenBank genome assembly. NCBI's taxonomy places the organism in Eukaryota, Metazoa, Mollusca, Gastropoda, Lymnaeidae.
AGAAAAUGCCAACAAGUUGACGAUGCGAACAUUAGUCUCUGUUGCUGGCCGUGAGAAGGCUCAGGAGGGCAAAUGUAUCUUUUUCUUUAAAAGAUAUGACUCCUCAUUUGAUGAUAAGAAUAUCGCUGAGGUAAGAGUUAUGUGUUUCUUAAUGUUUAAAUGACUCAAACGAUUGUUUUCAUGUUUAAGCACAGUUUAGUAUAAAUUACCUGCUGGGAAGCAGUUGGGUUUUUGAUUUUGAAAAAAAAUCUGAAGUUUCAAUCACUGGAUACUGGUAGUAGGAUAUUUUAAGGAUGUGCAGGGAAUUGAUUUUUAAAAAAACAACAUUUUGCUAAUUUCUCAAUCACUUUAUAAAUUUCAUGCAUUCCUCAUAACUCUUCAUUUCUUUCUCUCACAUUUUUGUCAUUUGAAUUUUUCAAUUUAGCUUUCAGUUUGUUCACAGCCCAUUGAGAAUAAAAUCAUUUCUGUUCUUCAGCUUUAGUGUGUUAAUAAAUAGUUCUCUGCUCUAAUUCAAUACUGAUCUAACAAAAUUAUUUUAACUUCUACUCUACAGGCUGUUGUAUGUGGGUCUCUUCAUAUCUCAGAGGGCACCAGUUUGUUGGGGUCCAUCUCGGAGCAGAUCUCUAAGAUCUAUUAUCCAGCUCUGACCAGGCUUAAACUAUUCACAAGUUACAAGAGAUGGGACUCGGUAACAAAGUGCCACUACAAUGAGAUGUUUUGCAGCAUAGAGAAUUUCAUUCGCCAUCUGUCAUGUGAGCUUAAGUUUUAAACAAAAAAAUGUAUUGGUUUCAUUAAAUAAGCAAUGUAUAUGACACUUUGUAUUUAGGAUUUUAAGUACAUAUUACACUAGAAACAACCUGCCGAAGAAUUGUGUUUGCAAAGCAUGAACUUUCCAUCUGCUUAACUUACUAAACAAAACAUACAUUCACAUAAAGCACUUGAUAAGAAUCCCAAUUAGUGCUAAUUCUGGAAAUUUUUGCGUUCCUUUUUGUUAUAAUAUUCAGUUUACAUGGAUGAUUUGAUUGAAAGGAAAACUUAAUAUGUUUGCUCUAUAUUGAUUUUAAAUUCUUUGAACUUUUUGUUUGUUUCAGGGGGUAAUAUACAUACUUUGGGGGCUGUGGGACUUGGCACUCUGCCAGACCAUGGCAAGAUGGCUCUC